AUUCUGCGGUAAAGAUGGCGGCGGCGGAGGGGGCGCGCAGCGGCUGGAGCAGAACGGAACGACCCCAAACGGGUCCCUAUUAAAAUAAACCGUACGGUGGCCAACGUUUUGCACAUUCCCGUUCAACAUUGCCGCUUAUCCGGUGCCAUUUACCAGAGUUUGACGAUUUGACUGUGUGCCGUUAGGUGGUGGGUGGGUUCUCACACAUACACACACAGAUUGCUAAGCUAAGCUAGCGGACCUCGGUCCGGUCCGGUAGAGGAGGAAGACGAGGAGGAGGGGUGAUCGAGAAGAGGAAGAAUACUGUCGUCCCGAGCAGAACAGAUCAGUUUCGUUGGGGGAUGUGAGCGAUCCAAGCGGACUGCGGGUCUUUCCACGGAUCUGUGUUGUUUUCUCACCCAGAGCGCUCGCAGGAUGGGACAACAGGUAGGCCGCGUGGGAGAAGCGGCUUCCGCGGGGAUACAGUCCCCACCGCAGGGGCAACAGCAGCUGCAGCAGCAGGGCAGAGCGAACCGGGCCGGCGGCUCCGGGAGGAGACCGCGAGACGGCGGCAGCAACAUCACCGGUACUCCACCGGGAAGAACCGCUGCGUCUGCAACUGCUGCUAACGUCAUGCCAGACCCCUCAGUCAAUAUAUUCACUCAACACUCAGAAGCCCUGCACAGGCCGUUCGGACUGGACUCGUCUGCGCUGACCGAGGCGGUACGCUGGAGCUCCAAAGAGAAUCUGCUGGGUGCUGCGGAGAGCGACCCGAACCUCUUUGUUGCGCUUUAUGAUUUUGUUGCCAGCGGUGACAACACGCUGAGCAUCACUAAAGGAGAAAAGCUGCGAGUAUUGGGCUACAACCAGAAUGGCGAGUGGAGCGAGGUGCGUUCGAAGAACGGUCAGGGUUGGGUGCCCAGUAACUACAUCACCCCCGUGAACAGCCUGGAGAAGCACAGCUGGUACCAUGGGCCCGUGUCCCGCAGCGCGGCCGAGUACCUGCUCAGCAGUUUGAUCAACGGCAGCUUCCUGGUUAGGGAGAGCGAGAGCAGUCCUGGCCAGCUGUCCAUCUCACUGCGCUACGAGGGCCGGGUCUAUCACUACCGGAUCAACACGGCUUCUGACGGAAAGGUCUACGUAACGUCUGAGAGUCGCUUUAGCACGUUGGCCGAGCUGGUUCAUCAUCAUUCCACAGUGCCGGAUGGUCUGGUCACCACACUGCACUAUCCCGCCCCAAAAUGCAACAAGCCAACGGUCUACGGCGUCUCGCCCAUCCACGACAAGUGGGAGAUGGAACGCACAGACAUCACCAUGAAGCACAAACUGGGCGGAGGCCAGUAUGGAGAGGUGUAUGUCGGCGUUUGGAAGAAGUACAACCUCACUGUUGCCGUUAAAACACUAAAGGAGGACACCAUGGAAGUCGAAGAGUUUUUGAAGGAGGCUGCAGUCAUGAAGGAGGUGAAACAUCCCAAUUUAGUGCAGUUACUUGGUGUCUGCACGUUGGAGCCUCCAUUCUACAUAGUGACGGAGUACAUGCCUCACGGGAACCUGCUGGACUACCUGCGGGAGUGUGACAGUAAGCAGGUGAACGCUGUGGUGCUGCUGUACAUGGCCACUCAGAUCUCAUCAGCCAUGGAGUAUCUGGAGAAGAAGAACUUUAUCCACAGGGACUUGGCUGCUCGUAACUGCCUGGUUGGAGAGAAUCACGUGGUCAAAGUGGCUGAUUUCGGACUGAGUCGUCUGAUGACGGGCGACACCUACACCGCUCACGCGGGGGCCAAAUUUCCUAUCAAAUGGACUGCACCAGAGAGUCUGGCUUACAACACUUUCUCCAUCAAAUCGGACGUGUGGGCAUUUGGAGUAUUACUGUGGGAGAUUGCUACGUACGGCAUGUCUCCAUACCCUGGAAUUGAUCUAUCUCAGGUGUACGACCUGUUGGAGAAGGGCUAUCGCAUGGAGCAGCCAGAAGGUUGUCCUCCUAAAGUGUACGAGCUCAUGAGGGCCUGUUGGCAAUGGAGUCCAUUGGACCGGCCUUCAUUUUCUGAGAUCCACCAAGCCUUUGAGACCAUGUUCCAUGACUCGAGCAUUUCAGAAGAAGUUGCAGAAGAGCUGUGUAAAACUGCCUCUGGUGGGCAGGGUGGGCUCGUGCAUUCCUUCGGGCACGAUAUGCCACUCUUGCCCUCAAAGUCUCGCGGGCAGAAGAAGCACUCUGAGAACAAAGAGAACAUGGAGGAGGUGGGACCCCUCGGCCCUGCAGGUCUUGCAGCAUCACUGUUUGCCGGUGAUGGGCGAUCCAGCAGCUCACCAGCCCUGCCACGUAAACAAAGGGAUAAAUCCCCCUCUAGCCUGUUGGAAGACUCCCAGGACACCUUUACCCGUGACCGCAAAGCUGGCUUCUUCAGUUCUUUCAUGAAGAAAAAGUCUACGUCCUCUUCCUCACCUCAACAGCAACAAAACCUUCCCAUGCCUCCCAAGAGGAGCAGCUCUUUCCGGGAGAUGGAGAUCCAGCCUCAUAAAAAGUAUGAGCCCACACCAGGGUUUGGGGGCCCUCCUCCUUUGCCUCAGACCGAUGGCUUGAGUUUUUCUCCAUCCCAUGGAGAGGGGAACCAUGUGCAGUCUCGCUGCUGUGGAGCCACAUUUGGGCAAAAGCCGUCCGGUUCCAACUCUAGUGCAACAUCUGGUCAAGUGGGAGGCAGCAGUAGCUGGGGAAGCUUAGCGGGCUUUUUCACCCCUCGCCUUAUCAAAAAGACAUUGGGAUUGCGGACUGGUAAGCCCUCUGGCGUAGACGAAGGGGGUGGAACCAAGCCUUUCCCUCGUUCCAAUUCAACUUCCUCCAUGUCUGCCGGAUUACCGGACUUGGAGCGCAUGGCGUUGACGUUGCCAAGAAACCGCAGCAAACCUCCACUAGAGCGCACGGCUUCCACCACAUCGCAGCCGGAGAACGGUGCGGCACGACCUUCAGACGCAAUCCUAAGGAAGCUUGAUGAAGGUACGGCUCAGAUACGCGAUCGUCCCAAAGCCAAACUCUUGCCGCGUGGGGUUGCGGGUGGGUCUGGCGGAGUGAGAGCUCCAGGAGUAGGGGGAGAGGCUGAAACGAAAGACGGACACGACGACCGACCGGGCUGGUCGUCUCCGUCGAAAACCUCCACACUCGGGUCAGUCAGUCUACACAAUCACAAAGUGCCAGUGCUCAUCUCACCCACCCUAAAGCACAGCUCUGCUGACGCGCACCUGGUCGGCGUGGACUCUCAGGGCAACCGAUUCAAACUGCUGUCCGACAGUGGAGAUCGCGAUCGGCCUCGACUGGUAAAGCCAAAGUGUGCGCCCCCUCCACCACCCAUGCUCCGCUCCCUUCAGCACGCCUACAGUGCCGACGCUGCCGACGAAGCGCUCCGGUCGACGGAGUUUGUUGAGAUUAACGGAGAUGGACUCAAAAGGUCAGGGAGGGAAGCAAGAGGGGCACGUCCAUCCAUCCCACCACCACAAGUGCCUCCAGCCCCCACAGUGCCCUCUAGCAACAACACCACGCAGACUAAGAUGGCCAACGGUGCUUCUAGCGGGCCGGGCCUCACUUCCGCCAAACCUACUCUUAGACGGACUCGACAGCAAGCGGAACGGAUCCCCCUGGAGAAGAUUAGCAAGGAGGCUCUUUUGGAAUGUGCCGAAUGCUUGAGUAGUGCCAUUCAAUGCAGCACUGAGCUCUCCUCCAGCAGCCAAGUCUUGGAUGUGGGACACCAGCUUUUGGACUACUGCUCCGGGUAUGUUGACUGCAUCCCGCAGACGCGGAAUAAGUUUGCCUUUCGUGAGGCGGUGGGGAAACUAGAGUUAAGUCUGCAGGAGCUUCGGGCUUCCUCUUCGGGAGGAGGAUUAGGGGGACCCGGGACCAGCCCCGCCCUUGAUAAUUUGCACACCUGCAUUAAAGAGAUCAGUGAUGUCGUGCAAAGGUAGCCUCUGGGUCCACUGUAGCUAUACCCUCUGAGACUUUAUUUCCCCAAAGUCAUAGUUUUAUUUAAAUGUUUGGGGGACAGAGAAGAAUCUCUCAGAAGUACCUCAGAAAUGACUACGAACACUCUCCUUUUAUUGUUUACAGGUGACUUUCUCGUUGAAAAUGCCAGAUGGGAUCAGAAUUCUUUGUAUAUAAGCUUUUUGUCAUCGCCAGAAUUUGUCAUCACGCAGUUUCGUUUUUGGCCAAUUUACAUUGUAAUUGUUUUAUCUUGGUAUGACAGAACUAAUUUUCACAAACCUACAGGAAGCACAGGGAGGUUCACAUCAAUCCAUUUUAUUUACAACUGAUUCACAUUAACUGGAUACAGUGUCCGUGACGAUGCAAAAAAAUAUUGCCUUGUUUUUAAGACAUGAAUUGUUUUUUGCUUUUAAAUGAUAUUGCCUGUUCAGAGCAUACAGUAACAGAAUGUGGCACACAAACACGUCAUCUCUAUGCACAUUUGUUUGGUUUUAAACACUACAGGUGCUUCACUACAAAUCCUGUACUGUCAUUUUUUUCAGUUUGAUUACAUUUAUCAACACUGAAGCACUUGAUAUCCAUUGGUAAUUUUAUAAAUCUGUGCGUUCAUUAUUAUCAUUAGUGGUUUACUGUGUCAAUUGUGGCGAUUUGGCCUUUUAUAUCUGUGGCCUUUGGAUUAUUUCCCCCCAACAGCCAGAUAUAACAAAUCCUGUUCUUAAUGUAUAAGUGCUAAAAUAAGAUUUGCUGUGGAAGCAGUGACAUGGUAUGUGGAAAGUCGGAAUUCGUUUAGUGACUAGAACAUGGAUUACAAAUACACAUGUUGCCAAGUCUUUUAACACAAACUGCAUUUUCUUUAGCACAUUAAUCUCUAACUUUAUUUUGCUUUAACUUCCGAAUGUCUUCAUUUCUAAACUUGAAUUUUAAAUUAUUUUCUAUUAAAAGCACAGUCGUAUUAAUGAUAUUGUAGAUAGAGCAUAUUAUUUUAUACCCACAUGACAGCCUGCUCAUGUGUGUGUUGUAAAAGACAGGGGUGAGGAGGGGUUUGAAGUGCAGAAUCUGGGCUCUGUGUGUGCAUCUACAUUAUGAAUGUAUUCAUUUGUUCAAAACAGGAAUGGUUGUCUUUUUGUAUGUUUUCCAUAGUGUCUCAUCACACCGUUCAAACUUUAUGAAGAAGAAACAUUAAAGUUCUUCAAGACACAAACGGUUACACAUGUUGAUUCUGUAUUCAUAAAUGAUAGAUUUAUAUUAGAAAUUGCAUUAAUGAGAUUGUUGUGGGUGCCCUGCAAUGUCAUAAUGAAAAUGUUUUGUACCGAUUACACUGGAGCACAUUUAUAAAGCAUAUGUUUUAAUUGCCUUAAUUCAGUAUCUAAGGUAUGUAAUAUGAAAGAUUUGUUUGCCAUAUAUCUUGAUGUUUAGGUUGUACUGUGGCAGAAACGCAUAUUCAGUUGUUUCUUGUCACAACUCGCAAAACAGUUACUUGCCUGCAUCAACUUAAACGUUUGUGUUGCCAUUCAUCUGCCAGUGUUUUCCGAUAUUACAUGGUGCCUUUUGAGAGAUAUUUAAUGUUUUGUGCACUGCUCACUCAUGAUAAAGAACUGUUGUAAAUAUGUUUUGCUUUCAGAUAUUCAGCAUCAAUUUUAGGGUGGCAAAGGGGAAUUCUCAAGCCUUUAUUGUUAUCUACCCUGUUCUGACAUGAGGUGUCCAACUUGAAGAGGAAAAAGUGCAAUGAUCUGUCCUUUAUUAAGACAGUGCUUGAAGUCCGGUAUCAUUUUACUGAAAGAGCUCCUGAAUUUGUUCUGUUUUGUCAGGAAUAGCAGCAAAGAAACAAAUGCGUUUAAUGUGUGAUUUAGCUUUUCGAACACUACAGGUCUUUCUAUUCCAUUUAUUACUGUAUGUGUUUGAAAAAUUGUUUUUCAUUCAGCAACAAGGGGAGAAAGGGUUAAUGUCUAAAAAUGUGUCUGCUUCGUUUCACAUGGUUGUCAGGGAGCGUUUUGCGUUUAAGCCUUUUUAGUAAAACAGCAAAGUGUUAUUUCUUGCAUCACCAUGUUUUUUUUUUAUAAAGAUGUUUGGCCAACAUUCACUUGGUAUCAUGAAUUUACUGCUAUUGUAACCAGUGCUGCACUGUUGUCACCACAAUCUAUUCAAUUUGUCUGUUUAUGUUUUAUAGUCAGUUUUACAUCUCCAUUGCAUAUAGUCACAGAUUUUAUAUUGGUAAAAAUACAUUUUAUACGAGUAACCUAACCUGUUCUGAAAGGUUGUGCAUUGGGUGCAUGUUUGAUUGUAUCUUGUUAACAUGUCAGUACAGGAAAAACAUUUCAAGAGAACCAUUCUGUUCUAUAGUUUAUGCUUUAUGAGCCACAAAAGGGCCUCUUAAGAUGCAAGCCAUUGUACUGUAUGUCUCACAGGCAUAUCCUUCAUAAUUCAGAACUAUACAUUUUUCAUUUGAAUUACCCAAAUUUGUCUUUUUUGUUUGUCACUUUUAUUUAUUUUUGGUUUAUUUAUUGAUCUACUUUUUUAUGUUGAAUCCUGGAACUCACAUUCUCUGCAGACUGUCUUUUUGUAAGGUCAGAUUUUAAGUGCUGAAGAAAUUUAUAUACCAAAGGCCACCUCUCUUGUCCUUCAAGUGCAAUGAAAAUAAAACACUCGUAAUUAUGAAUAUGUGAAUUUAACAGGGAUUACAAAGGCAGAGGUUGACAAAUUAAUAGUAUUUUUUUCUGUUUUGUAAAAAGUAUAUUUUGUGUGAUUCUAAUUUAAAGCUCACUUUUAAUAGUAUAUUACUGUGAAGUCUUUCCUCAAUGUUACACUUGAUGUAAAUAAUAAAGAAAACUGUUGAAACAUA
Molecule: messenger RNA, 6785 nt
Organism: Triplophysa rosa
Lineage: Eukaryota; Metazoa; Chordata; Actinopteri; Cypriniformes; Nemacheilidae
Gene: abl2
Product: c-abl oncogene 2, non-receptor tyrosine kinase
Exons: 11
Coding region: 415-3930 (1171 amino acids)
Biological process (GO): protein phosphorylation; regulation of apoptotic process
Molecular function (GO): ATP binding; non-membrane spanning protein tyrosine kinase activity; protein binding
Source: RefSeq, a predicted model, not a curated record